AUGGACUCCAAAUUGGACUUGGUGUUAUCAAUGAUGGUUCGUAGUUCUGGUUGUAAAUCUAAUCAACCUGAGUUUGAGUUGGAGGCUAAACAUAAUGGCAUAAAAGUUGGUGGUGGUGAGUGCGGAGAUGCAUAUAGCUAUGUCACUCCACCUACUUUUAAUGGUGAUGAUGUUGUUUGCAAUAACGAAAAUGAAGUUGAGGUCACAUCUCCUCAUCCUAGGCCAAUGAGAAGAAGGAAACAUGCUCCUGCCCUAAUGACACCAUAUACAGACCCAACAAAAAGGAGAAAAUUUAGAAAAGGUGAAGGGUUCAAAGUUGAUCCAUUUCGCAAGAUUGAUGAGCACAAAGAAGAGGCUUUUAUGAAGUGGUUCAAUGAGAACAACACAAGCAUGUUAAUUAACUGUGGAACCGGCAACUACCAAAGGAAAUACUUCGAACAGUUAUUUACCCCAGCAACAUGGCUGUCUACUGAUCAUAUAGAUGAGGCUUUAUGGGGCAUGAGAAAAAGGUCACAAAAGUAUCAUGACCUCUUUGAUCAGAAUGUCGCCAUUCUUGAUGAAUUCUUUUCUCAGUGGCUUUGUGGACAUUGGGAGAAGUUCAAUUUAGGUAAAAAUUACAAGGACUUUGUAUUUGAUGAUGUUUUUAUUAAGUAUGUUAAUGGUGAGAAACCACUUAGAGGAAAGGCUUGGGAGAAUGUUCACACACUUUACGCACCACUAAAUAUCGAAGGCAAACAUUGGGUAUCUUUGGCAGUCAAGUUGGAGAAGUGGGAGAUUGUAGUGUUUGAUAGUAAUAUAAACCUCACACCUGAGCGAAAAUUGGUCAAACACUUGGAGCCUUUCCGGUGCAUGCUACCGUACUUGCUUCGUCAAAGUGGUAAGUUUAUGGGUCGUCUUCACAAAAUUCCUGAGCCAUUUACAUGUCGAAGGUUGUGUGACAUUCCUAAAGACCAAUCCAGCGGAGAUUGUGGAAUAUUUUCCAUCAAGCAUAUCGAGUUCGACAUGUGCGGGCUAAACAUGAAUUAUGUUCACGAUGACAAUAUUGUCUUCUUUCGGAAAAAAAUGUCAUGUGAAAUCUACAAUAGAGAUUGGGAUCCAUAG
Humulus lupulus (European hop) is the source of this 1101-nucleotide messenger RNA. RefSeq lists its product as uncharacterized. Gene Ontology annotation, biological process: protein desumoylation. Gene Ontology annotation, molecular function: deSUMOylase activity. The record is from RefSeq and is a predicted model, not a curated record. The transcript has 4 exons. Gene Ontology annotation, cellular component: nucleus. The coding region runs from base 1 to 1101 and encodes 366 amino acids. Lineage: Eukaryota; Viridiplantae; Streptophyta; Magnoliopsida; Rosales; Cannabaceae.